GGGUUCUAUCUCUCUCCAAAAGUCAGUGUUCGUUACACAAAGUCGUUUGGCCACAGUGUUUACUCUUGCGGGCCCCUCUCUGCCAGCGAAAGCCUUGUCUCUGUGCCUUCGCACUACCUCCUCAACGUCGUGUCUGUGCUCAGCUCCAUUCACACCUACAAAGCCUCCUGUUCCGGAAGCAGCAGCUGCACUGGACCAGAGCUGCUUCUCGUGCACCGUUGCUACCUCGCGGUGGAGUUGGGCGCCAUGCUCACCCAGCUCUCGUCCUUCCAGAUGGUUGCAAUGUUCCUGCUUCUUGAGAGCAAAAGGGGCUCCGCCAGCUUCUUCCAUCCGUUCCUUACGUUUCUCGCCGCCAGCUUCGACGCCUGCCACAGCCUCCCAUUGACAUGGCUCUUCAACGACAGCAGCGACUUGAUCCUCCUCCUCCCACACUCCAUGAGAGCUCAUCAACAAAAGAUCUACACCAGAUUCACUGCUGACUACAAUGCUGUUCUUUCCUUUCUAACCUCUCUUUCCGUCGACUAUGCUGUGUUGGUCGCUGAUAAGCUUGAGUUUCUCAAGUUCUGGUUGGCCAUCAACACCAGGUGUCUCUACAACCACAAUUUCACUCUAUGUCCCCUAAUCGACUUUCUAAAUCACACUGCUGACCAAGAUUCUUCUGUUCAGCUUCUAAACACGAUAAACUUCACGAAAAACGAUACUCAUUUCGAUUUCUCCCUAAGAAUAACCAGCAAUUCGACUAAUCCGACACCAGCCCCAAACCUACAAAUUUACUUGAACUAUGGCCCUCACUCAAAUGAAUUUUUAAUCAACGAAUACGGUUUUAAAUUGCCUUAUGAUCAAAACAGCUGGAACGAUCUCGACUUAACCCACUACCUACUCAAUUCAUUGAGCUUGAAACCGUUCCAGUACAAGUAUCUAAAUAAU
Ascoidea rubescens DSM 1968 is the source of this 927-nucleotide messenger RNA. RefSeq names its product protein-lysine N-methyltransferase (gene RKM2). Gene Ontology annotation, biological process: peptidyl-lysine monomethylation; peptidyl-lysine trimethylation. The annotation marks the transcript as partial. Lineage: Eukaryota; Fungi; Ascomycota; Saccharomycetes; Ascoideales; Ascoideaceae. Gene Ontology annotation, molecular function: protein-lysine N-methyltransferase activity. The record is from RefSeq and is a predicted model, not a curated record. The transcript has 2 exons.